CGGUUCGACAUCGUAGGCGGCUAGGGCAGGGGUAUUAUUUUGCUAACUGGAUAUCACGGCAAAAUUCUUCACUAAAUCUCAGCAAAACUAAAAACAAAUAAACAGGAAGAUCUUCCCUUUUCUCGUCGUUUGAAUCACUCUUUUCCGAUUCGGAUUGCGACAAAUUUUAAAUUUCUCCAUCAAAUUAUAUCGCGCAUCCCUGCUUUGGUGGUGGUAGACUGGAUGAGUUGAUUGUGUGUUUGUAUUGGAGGGUUUAUCAGUUUUAAGUAAUUUAUUGUUAUGGAUUCUUCCGAACAAGUUGCCAAAGACGUGAAGAGUGAUGAAGAAGGAUGGGGUAGUGAUGAUAAGAGCAAACACAGAUCAAGAAUGACUAGGACUAGAGACGACGAUGAUGAUGGGGGGGACAAUGUUGAUAGUAGAAAGAGGUCUAGCGAUGGGGAUAGUAACUUUGAAGUUAGUGAGAAGUCGUUGUCGAAACAGGCUAGGACAAAACCUGAAGAGGAUACAUUGGGAGAGUUGAGCAGUUGGUACAAUGAUGGAGAUCUAGAGAGUAAGAACGAUAAUCUAAGUUAUAGAAGUGAAAGAGAAAAAGCAGGUUCAAGUUUUCUUGAACACGAGAGUUCUCAAAGCAGAAAGACAUACAAGCAUGAUGGAGAGAAUGAAAAGAUAGAGGAUAGAGAUUCAAGAUCAAGUGAAAGGAGAGAAUAUAGCCGUGAAAAGGAAAACGAUCAUUCUGAGCAAGGGAGAAACUCUAGGAGAAGAUGGGAUGAGCCAGAGAACAACUGGGAACCUGAAGAAGAAAUAAGUGGUUCAGAUUCAAAGGUCAACAGAAGUUCUAGAUCCCGUGAAAGGGAUGAUAGAGGUGCAGAUGGUGAAUUAGAGAAGUCACAGUUAGAAUAUGAGCAAGAAAGUUCUUUGAAGCGGGGAGAUAUUGAAAGUGAUGAUAGAGUGAAAUCAAGAGUUGAUAGCAGGGCUGACUGGGAAUUGCAUAAGCGAAGUCAUGAUAGGAUUGGCGGCAGAAAAGAAGGAAUCAGAAGUGAGGCUGUGAAAACGUCAUCAAAGUAUGGAAUUUCAAGUGAUAACUACGAUGUGAUAGAGAUCCAGACAAAGAAGCCGGAGGACAGAAUUGGCAAACCGGAUAUAUCUGCAACAUCAUCUAUGGAUGUUGAUAAUGGCAUUGACAGUCAAUCAGGCAAAGCAAAAAGCCAACAGAUUUCUGCUAGUGUCAUUCACGAGUCAUCUCCCUUCAAUAGAGCUCCUCGCCCACAAGGAGGUAGAGGAUGGGGAAGGCCUCCUGCCAGAGAUUCUCAACCAAUUGGAAUUUCAAUUCCUUUGAUGGCUCCCCCUUUUGGACCACUUGGAAUGUCACAACUGAAUCCUCCCAUUUCCAUUUCCCCUGGUAUAUUCCUUCCACCUUUUGCACCACCUGUUGUCUGGCCCGGGCCUCGAGGAGUUGAAAUGGGCAUGUUAGGUGCCCCACUUGUUAUGCAAUCCCCAGGACAUGUAUAUCCACCCAAUAUUGGAACCCCACAGGCUCUUUCAUAUUCUAACCUUCCUGGUCCUGGCUUUAGUGGUGUUGUUCCAAGAGGAAGAAUGCAGUCACAAGAAAAGGUCAAUUGGGUGGCUCCUCCUAGAACACUUCAUGGUAAAGCUCCUUCUAGAGGAGAGCAGAAUGAUUAUUCUCAGAAUUUUGUUGAUACUGGGAUGCACCCUCAGAAUUUUAUCAGGGAAUUGGAGCUAACCAGUGUUGUUGAAGACUAUCCUAAGCUUCGAGAGCUUAUACAAAAGAAGGAUGAGAUUGUGGCUAAUUCCGCGGCUCCUCCUAUGUAUUUUAAGAGUGACCUGAGGGAAUUUGAGCUGUCACCGGAAUUUUUUGGAACAAAGUUUGAUGUUAUUCUUGUGGACCCUCCUUGGGAGGAAUAUGUUCAUCGAGCUCCUGGUGUUACGGACCACAUGGAGUACUGGACAUUUGAGGAAAUUAUGAAUCUUAAGAUUGAGGCAAUAGCUGACACGCCUUCUUUCCUUUUCCUGUGGGUUGGUAAUGGUAUCGGCCUAGAGCAAGGCCGGCAAUGUCUAAAGAAGUGGGGAUUUCGAAGGUGCGAGGACAUAUGCUGGGUAAAGACCAACAAGACUAAUGCUACUCCUGGCUUACGCCAUGACUUUCAUACUCUGUUUCAACGAUCCAAGGAACAUUGCUUGAUGGGCAUAAAGGGAACUGUACGUCGAAGUACUGACGGUCACAUUAUCCAUGCUAAUAUUGACACUGAUGUAAUCAUUGCAGAGGAACCCCCUUACGGUUCAACUGCAAAGCCAGAAGAUAUGUACAGAAUAAUUGAACACUUUGCACUUGGCUGCAGAAGGCUUGAGUUGUUUGGUGAAGACCACAAUAUAAGAGCCGGAUGGCUCACUGUUGGUAAAGGUUUAUCCUCUUCCAAUUUUGAUUCCAAGGCUUUCACCAAGACCUUUUCGGAUAAGGACGGAAAAGUGUGGCAAGGAGGAGGAGGGCGAAAUCCACCACCAGAGGCACCUCAUCUUAUUUUGACAACUCCUGAUAUUGAAGCUCUUCGGCCCAAGUCACCAAUGAAGAAUCAACUACAACUGCAACAGCAGUCAGCUUCCAUUUCAAUCAACACUGUUAACUCGGUCAACAAUAAAAGGCCUGCUACCGUAAAUUCUCCCUUUCAUGGAGGGGAUUUGAGUUCUGAUGCCUCUAGUGCAAAUCUCUUUGCUCCACCACCUCCAUGGGUUAACUCUGGAAUGGACGUUUUCAAAGGAAAUUUGGGGCCAUAUGGUGGUGUCCCACUUUAUGGGCAGCAGCAGCCACAGCAACCAAAUGCCCCAGAGUAUUGAGGAAUUAAUUUAUUGUGACUCAAUUGACUGAUGACUAUAUCAUGUUAUUCAAUUUAUCUGGUUGUCUUUAUUUGGUUUAGGCCAUUGGCCAAAGUAAAGUAGUUGAAAGCUAAUGAAUUUAUUCCAUUGAAUUUUAAACAAUAAAAACUGACAGAGAGUGAUUGGAAGGUGGA
Messenger RNA from Impatiens glandulifera, 3023 nucleotides. RefSeq names its product N6-adenosine-methyltransferase non-catalytic subunit MTB-like. The transcript is spliced from 7 exons. The record is from RefSeq and is a predicted model, not a curated record. Gene Ontology annotation, cellular component: RNA N6-methyladenosine methyltransferase complex; nucleus. The coding region runs from base 280 to 2850 and encodes 856 amino acids. Gene Ontology annotation, molecular function: methyltransferase activity; mRNA binding. Lineage: Eukaryota; Viridiplantae; Streptophyta; Magnoliopsida; Ericales; Balsaminaceae.